Molecule: messenger RNA, 297 nt
Organism: Kalmanozyma brasiliensis GHG001
Lineage: Eukaryota; Fungi; Basidiomycota; Ustilaginomycetes; Ustilaginales
Product: CsbD-like protein
Exons: 2
Coding region: 1-297 (98 amino acids)
Source: RefSeq, a predicted model, not a curated record
AUGGCUGAACCUUCCAAGGCUAACGGAAACUACAACUCGGUCGCCGGUACCGUCAAGGAGACCAUCGGCAACGUCAUCGGCUCUGCUGACUGGCAGUCCACCGGCAAGGAGCAGCACGCCAAGGGUGAGGCCGAGAUCAAGUCGGCUGAGGCCAAGGGCUACGCCGAGGGCACCAAGGACCAGGUCUCCGGCAAGGUCGACAACGUUGUCGGCUCCAUCACCGGCAACAAGUCCAAGGAGAUGUCCGGCAAGGCUCAGGAGGAGUCUGGCAAGGCCCAGAAGGAGAUCAACUCUUAA